AUGCAAGCGGAAUCUCAAGAGGCCGCCACCCAUCGUGAUUCGCCAGGUGACACCGCUAGCCUAGCUAGUUAUCAGCCACACGGGGCUGUUCGCGUGACACCCGCGGCUUCGGUGGUGUCGCAGGGAAGCGCGCUGGUCUCAGCGAAUCCACAGAACAUGCGAGAACCUCGCACGCCCGACAACAUGGUGACGUUCAGGGCCGAGAGCUCGGGCGAAUACGACCUCUUCAAGUCCAUGCAAGAGGCCUUUUGGUUGAGGAAUAGCGAAUGGUUCCACAAUGACGCGCGCAAGGUGAGCCGCGUCACCGAAUUCCUAUCGCCCAAGGUCAAUAUGAUGUGGAUGGAGUACAUCAAGAACAACCGGGACAUGGAUAUCACCUGGUCGGUGUUCGAAGCGUGGGCCCUAUCUCAGGUCCCCGAUCCCGUUGAGAUGCAGCGAGAGGCCGAGCGCGCCUGGUGGUCGACGAAACAGACCAAGCAGCAGGACGUACACCAGUACGCCAUCAAGCUCACCGGUAUCUACAACCGGUUGAAGAGGACGCCAGAUCCAGCAACGAGGAUCCAGCGCUUGGCAACAGGUGUGCUCAAGGAAGUAUAUGACGAGGCGAGAAGAUUCAACGCUCCCUCUACAGAGAAGUGGGACGAGUGGGUCGCCUUCUACAGCCAGAUUGAGAAGGCAAUGCCAGCACGGGUGUCUGCCCUGAAAGACUUUCAGAAGUCGACAGGCACCGGGGGCACGACGAGACCCAACAAAAGACCCUUCCGAGGGCGAGGUCAACAGGACGAUACGGCUGGAGACGCCGAGCAAAGUCAGGGAGCUACCACCGGGUCUAAGCGAGGCCGAGAUGGUGAGAGCAGGACCUGCCACUUCUGCCAAAAGCAAGGCCACAUUGCGAGAGUGUGUCGCAAGAAGGCCGCAGCGAGCGCUGCGACUGCAGAGUCGUCAAAAAAAUAG
This is a messenger RNA of Penicillium bovifimosum, 954 nucleotides long. RefSeq lists its product as uncharacterized. Gene Ontology annotation, molecular function: nucleic acid binding; zinc ion binding. The record is from RefSeq and is a predicted model, not a curated record. Lineage: Eukaryota; Fungi; Ascomycota; Eurotiomycetes; Eurotiales; Aspergillaceae. The transcript has a single exon. Bases 1 to 954 code for a protein of 317 amino acids.